Purpureocillium lilacinum is the source of this 1416-nucleotide messenger RNA. RefSeq names its product D-3-phosphoglycerate dehydrogenase 2. Lineage: Eukaryota; Fungi; Ascomycota; Sordariomycetes; Hypocreales; Ophiocordycipitaceae. Gene Ontology annotation, molecular function: oxidoreductase activity, acting on the CH-OH group of donors, NAD or NADP as acceptor; NAD binding. The record is from RefSeq and is a predicted model, not a curated record.
AUGACUCCGGCACGAGAUAUCCAGGGCGGUCAGCCCGCGGCGCAGAGAAGCGUCUCCCUCAGCUGGGGCAAUAACUUGUCAACCUCACCGACCGCCACCUUCCACUCCCCCCCCGGCAGCUGGGGCGGCAACCUGGCCCAGCGCGGGGCUCCCAAGCAGCUCAAGCCCUUCAACACCCAGGACAUCAAGAUCCUGCUGCUAGAGAACGUCAACAAGACGGGACAAGAGACUCUGAAGGAGCAGGGCUAUCAGGUGGAGGCUCUCAAGACGUCCCUCCCCGAGGACCAGCUGAUCGAGAAGAUCCGCGAUGUCCACGUCAUCGGCAUCCGCUCGAAGACGAAGCUCACCGAGAAGGUGCUGCGCGAAGCCAAGAACCUGCUCGUCGUCGGCUGCUUCUGCAUCGGUACCAACCAAGUCGAUCUCGACUAUGCUGCCCGCCAUGGCAUCGCCGUCUUCAACUCCCCGUUUGCCAACUCGCGCAGUGUCGCCGAGCUCGUCAUCGCUGAAAUCAUCACGCUGGCCCGCCAGCUUGGCGACCGCUCCAACGAGAUGCACCGCGGCACCUGGAAUAAAGUCAGCGCCAAGUGCUGGGAGAUCCGUGGAAAGACGCUUGGCAUCGUCGGCUACGGGCACAUCGGCUCCCAGCUCUCUGUCCUCGCCGAGGCGAUGGGCAUGAACGUAAUUUAUUACGAUGUCGUCACCCUAAUGGCCUUGGGCACCUCGCGCCAGGUCCCGACGCUUGAGGCUCUGCUCGAGGAGGCCGACUUCGUCACCCUCCACGUUCCUGAUCUCCCAGAAACCCGCGGCAUGAUCUCCACUGCCCAGCUCGACGGCAUGAAGAACGGCUCCUACCUCAUCAACGCCAGUCGCGGGAGCGUCGUCGACAUCCCGGCCCUCAUCCAGGCCAUGCGCUCGGGCAAGAUUGCUGGUGCGGCUCUCGAUGUAUACCCCCACGAACCUGCCGCCAACGGUGACUAUUUCAACAACAACCUGAACCAAUGGGGAGAGGACCUUCGCAGCCUCAACAACAUCAUCCUUACACCUCAUAUCGGCGGCAGCACCGAGGAGGCUCAGCGCGCCAUUGGCAUCGAGGUCGCCGACGCGCUUGUGCGAUACAUUAACCAGGGAAUCACGCUGGGCAGCGUCAACCUACCCGAGGCCCAGCUGCGGUCUCUUACGCUCGACGAGCCAGACCACGCACGGGUGAUCUACAUUCAUCGCAACGUUCCAGGUGUCCUCCGGAAAGUGAACGAGAUUCUUGGAGAUCACAACGUCGACAAGCAAAUCAGCGACAGCAGAGGCGACGUUGCCUACCUGAUGGCAGACAUCAGCAAUGUGCAAUUCAGCGAGAUCAAGGACAUUUCAGACAGCUUGGAGGCACUCAGCUCUUGCAUCAUGACGCGCGUGCUGUAUUAG